Molecule: messenger RNA, 1626 nt
Organism: Schistocerca americana (American grasshopper)
Lineage: Eukaryota; Metazoa; Arthropoda; Insecta; Orthoptera; Acrididae
Exons: 9
Coding region: 168-1415 (415 amino acids)
Source: RefSeq, a predicted model, not a curated record
UGCCUAUAGUCGCUGCUCGCCUGCGGCGCUGUGCGGCACGGACAGGUCUGAACGGCUAUUCAGAAGUGAGUUCACGCCAAAGACGUGCACGUGGCUUGGAGGCGCUGCUGGUCAGCUAGGAGGCUGGGCGGUGGCCUCUUUGUGACUGGUGGCGAGCAGCUGCGGCCAUGACGCUCCGCACCGCUGCUGCCAUCGCCGUGGCCGCCCUGUGCGUGACCUGCGUAGCCGCGGUCGUGGGCGGGCUGGACCAGCGCAUCCGCUGCGGCUGCCGCGUGGUCGGCUUCGGCCACGUGCACAUAGACAUCGGCUGCGGCUACAGCAAGGCAAAUGCUUACUCGCACGGAAGAGAAGGGAGGAACAUUACCUGCAGGAAAGAGGAGACGGCGUUCAUCCCCCGCGGCUACGAGCUGCUGGCCGGCGUGGGCGUGUACAAGGUGCACCGCGCGGCCGCCGACCAGGGGGCGGCGGCCUCCCGCUGCUGGCUGGAGGGCGGCCAGCUGACGGUGCCCGCAGACCCGGCGGAGGCGGACGCGCUGGCGGCGCUGCUGAGGCGCGCGCACGUCGCCGCCGCCCUCACCGCCAUCACGGACCGCGACAACGAGGGCCACUUCAUGUCCAACCUAGGAGGGUCUCUGGACGCGGCGCUGCGCGGCCGCUGGGAGGCGCGCCAGCCGGACAACGGCGGGCUGUCGGUGCGCCGCGAGGACUGCGUCACGCUGAGCAGCGGCGCACUCUUCAACGACGUGCCGUGCGACCAGCCGCUGCCCUUCGUCUGCAUGCUGCCGCUCUACCCCGUGCCUCCAGCCGGCUACCAGUACAUACCAGGCCUGGGCUUCUACAAGCGAUACACGAAACCAGAGAAAUACGAGGAGGCGAAGCGUAUCUGCGAAGGGGACGGCGGGCACCUCGCAGUACCGGACACGUUUGAGGAGGCCGAGGAGCUGCUCAAGCUGGCGGCUGGUGACGGCCGCUCCUCCUACGUCGGCAUCAGUGAUAUCGAGAGAGAAGGAAGCUUCGUCACCGUCACGGGCCAAUCGUUGGGUGAGUUGGCGUUUGACAACUGGGCUCCGGACGAGCCGAAUGACUUCCUGCACUUCCUGGGGGGCGAGGACUGUGUGGAGCUGAAAGCGUCUGGCCUGCUCAACGACAUCAACUGCGGCAUCGCGCUGCCGUUCUUCUGCGAGAGACCGUUGCCCUCCAGAAUGAGAAUCACUGGCAAAGUCAAGAAUGGUAAUGGAAUUAAACAGACGAGUGGCAGCAUACUAUCAGAUGGGCUUCUUAUCAACUACAUUACAAGGAGAUUUUCAUCACAACUGUCCAGGGAUGCCGAUUUUAAUUGUGCCAGCCACCCAAUUACUCCUUCAGGAGUCUGCUUUCAAAGUACAUUCAACGCCAUAUGUGGAUACGGUAUGUGAACUAUGUUGUAAAUAUAUUCAGUAGCAGCGAAAUAAUAAAUUUAAGCAUCAGGCAUGAUGCAGCAGUUUCCGACACAUCUCAAUGUAUAUAGUGAUACAAUUUUGCAGACACAUUCAGUGGUCUAUGUCAGUACUGUCUGGAAAGUGUCACGAAUACGGUUACUAGUAAAGAUAUCCUGAUUUGCACAGAAUGAUUUUCAGUGUAUCAUAA